AAUUGACUCUAUCUAUCAUUGCCGGCUGGGAAACUGUUGUGGGAUCUGUCAAUCAAGGGCCACAAUGGGGGGAUUUGCAAGCAAACAACAGAUGGAAUCUGCUCCUUGCAGCCUCCUCACAGUAAAGAUCAUAAAAAUGAAAAAUCUCCGGAAGGCAGACCUGUUAACCCAGUCUGAUUGCUAUGUGACUUUAUGGCUGCCAACUGCCUCACUGAAAAGGACCAAAACCCAGACUAUGAAUGACACCAAAGACCCCGUAUGGAAUGAAACGUUUUACUAUAGGAUCCAGAAUCAAGUAAAGAACAUUCUGGAACUUAAAGUCUGCGAUGAAGAUAAAUACACCCAAGAUGACCAUCUCCUCACUGUUUUCUUUGAUGUAUCUAAAAUCCAACUUGGAGAAACAGUUCGACUGAGCUUUCAGCUGAACCCAAAGGGUAACGAGGAAUUAGAAGUUGAAUUUACAUCAGAGAGCAGUCCAGACGUUCCAGAAAAGAUUUUUACUAAUGGAGUCUUAGUGUCCCGUGAAGUUGCCUGUUUGGAUGUGCAAGUGAAUGGAGGGAAAAUGAAAAAGGAUUCAACGGAAAGAAAAUUCACUCUAUCAGUGGGUGGAUCCUAUGAAGAAGCUCAGAACCUCAUAUUGCGUAGAUGGCUUUGCCCUGCUGCUCCAGCUAAAUUUCAUUAUAUCAAAUAUAACCAGUCGGAUCUAGACAUUGAACUGCCGAGGAGACAGCUCUGUGCGGCUUCCAGACAAAUGAACGAAUCAGCAACUGUUCCCCUGAACUCACUUCCUAUACAAGAGAAAGUGACAAUAGCACGGACUAAAACAUUUGAUUUGAAUGUGAAAUCAAAAGAUUGGACUCAGGGUUUCCUGUUUAAAAGCCCAAAAGAAAUUGAUGUGCGUCUAGGAUAUGAUCUGUGCCCAGAUGAAAAGAAGUUCCUGCAGAAGCGGAAGAAAGUGGUUGCUGCUACUCUGAAAGAUGUUCUUCAUUUAGAGCAAGACUUGAAUGACCACGAAGUGCCUGUGGUUGCCGUGACAACUACAGGAAGUGGGAUGAGAGCAUUAUCAGCUAUGUAUGGCACCCUUUGGGGUCUCCAGAGACUGAAGCUUUUGGACUGUGUUACAUAUCUAACUGGUUCAUCGGGUACAACCUGGACCAUGACAGAAUUGUAUGAAGAUCGUGGCUGGUCAUAUAAAGAUCUUGGGGAGAUAAUCAAGAAUGCUCGGAAGCAAGCAGCCAAAUCUAAAAUGGCUGCCUUCUCCGUGGAAAGUCUGAAGUCUUACCACAGGGAACUGUGUCAGAGGACCAUAGCAGGAUAUAAGACAUCCUUUAUAGAUCUUUGGGGACUCAUGAUUGAAGCCAUGCUGAAUGAUGGGAAUAACAACCAUAAACUCUCAGAUCAGCGACAGGCAGUGAACAGAGGUCAGAACCCUCUGCCGAUCUACCUGGCUCUCAAUGUUAAGGACAAUGUCACUACCCGAGAUUUUAGAGAAUGGGUGGAAUUCACACCAUAUGAGGUGGGAUUCCUAAAAUAUGGAGCCUUUGUCCGUGCCGAAAAUUUUGGAAGUGAGUUUUUCAUGGGGCACCUGAUGAAGAAGCUCCCAGAAUCAAGGAUCUGCUUUAUGCAAGGGAUGUGGAGUAGUGUAUUUUCCAAGAAUCUGUUGGAUGCCUGGCAUGCAGCUGACAAUUCGGAGGAUUUCUGGAAUAGAUGGACCCAAGAUAAUAUUACUGAAAUUGAGGAAGUGCCUGAUUUACCAGAGAGACCCUGUGAGAUCCCAACUCGCAUGUUCACGCCUGCAGGAGGCCUUUCCAAUGCUUUACGUGACAUUUUAACAGAUCGUCCAGCGGUGUCAAAAUACCACAAUUUCUUAAGAGGGAUGCAAAUGCAUAAUGAAUACACGCAGAAGAAACAGUUUUCUAAAUGGAAAGACACUGUUUUUGACGAGUCCCCAAAUCACCUGAGAGAUCCUGAAGAACACUUGGAACUUGUAGAUUCAGCAUUCUUCUUUGAUACCAGUUCCCCUCCGCUUCUAAGACCAGAAAGGAAAGUGGAUGUCAUUUUGCACUUCAAUUAUACUGGAGGAUCACAAACUAAGCCUCUGGAGCGGGCCUCCACAUACUUCUCAGAGCAAGGAAUCCCAUUUCCAAAGACUCUGCUCAGCGACGAAGAAAAGAAGAACCUAAAGGAGUGCUAUGUGUUUGAAGAUGCCCGCAACCCAGAAGCUCCCAUAGUGAUUUAUUUUCCACUAGUGAAUGACACCUUCCAAAGAUACUUUUCUCCUGGUGUGGAACGUAGUUCCGAUGAAAUGGCACUGGGCAGUGUCGAUGUCUCCAGUGCUUUUUCUCCGUAUUCCACAAGACAGGUCUCGCUGCAGGAGGAGGAUUUCAACAAGCUGCUGAACUUAACUAACUACAACAUCCAGAAUAAUGCAAGCAAAAUCUUUCAGGUUUUGCACAAGACGGUAGAACGGAAAAAACAUGCACAGGCAUCUUCAUGAAUAUGCCUUCUUUGUUCCCUAGAAAGAAAACGUAUAGCUUAGGAAGAAGUCUAAGAAUUGGCCGAAAGGAUAGCUAGUAUAAAAGAACUGGAGUUACCUGGAGUUUUGCUCCCAGAAGUUACUCCAGUCCUGAUCAGCCAUAUUCACUCUAGCUGCAGCAGUUCUAGUCUACAGCUGGCAGUGGGGAAGGUUCAACUGUGCUCUGGAUCCCAUAAAAGUUUUGGAGCAUGGCACAUUCCUGACUCCAAUGUCCCCCAUGUAUUCAGAUUCCUGAUUAUCCAAGCAUUUGCCUGUAUAGUUGUAUUACACAUGAUUCUUUAUUCCAAAUGAUCUCACCUAAAUAGAUAAUAGUGUUCAAUGAAAGCAACAGCAUCCUAGCCAAGGUACUGUUCUCAAGUUAUUUUCUCUGAAACCAUUUUAAAAGUGGUAUUGAUCUUUCACUUUGAUGUU
Elgaria multicarinata webbii is the source of this 2947-nucleotide messenger RNA. Its product is annotated as cytosolic phospholipase A2 epsilon-like. Gene Ontology annotation, cellular component: cytosol. The transcript is spliced from 20 exons. Gene Ontology annotation, biological process: glycerophospholipid catabolic process. Gene Ontology annotation, molecular function: calcium-dependent phospholipid binding; calcium ion binding. The record is from RefSeq and is a predicted model, not a curated record. NCBI's taxonomy places the organism in Eukaryota, Metazoa, Chordata, Lepidosauria, Squamata, Anguidae. The coding region runs from base 65 to 2497 and encodes 810 amino acids.